AUGCAAGGGUCACAUACACCAUCAAUCAUCCCUCUUCUUCGAGGCCUUAAAGCGCAAAUGCAAGAAAGACACAAUUUACGACAAAGAGUGGCCGCAAAUUGGCCAAUCGAAAAGGACACUCCAAUGAUGGCAGUGAACGUUAAGAUGAUGGCUUACAUCGACACGUUCUGCUGCGUACCUUGCGCAACACACCCGGUCUUUGACGAGCAGGCCUGGCAAGAUCUCAUCCUCCCAAAAUGUCAAGACUGCUCUGCCGCCAAUGGGCCAGACAUUGUUUUCGGCUACUCGAUGCGCAUCUUGCCGGUGAUUGGAGCAGCAGCCUCGCUGGUUGACGACUUCUUCCAAACGAUGAUUAUGCCCGAGGACUUUGUCUCUUCUCGAUGUCAUCUCCUAGAAAAACUUGAAUCAGCUUGCCAAGAUCUUCCACCUCCUCAACAUCAGCCAGAUCCAAAUACUGAUCCAUCGGCUCCGCCAACGAGUCUCAAAAUCCGCGAUGCCAACGCCUGCAUCGCAGCCGCCCGGGCCCACAGCCUGGCAACACAAAUCUUCCUGCUCCGCGCGGACGAGGGUGACUCAAGCACGUUGGCAGCCGAACGUCCCGCAAAGCAUCCCCUGGCUUUGGUGGAGCAGCUAUCCGACGCCGUUGCCGCCGUGCCGCUCGACACGCAUGCGGCGACCAUGAUGGUUUGGCCCGUGUUUGUGCUCGGCUGCGAGAGCAUGGCGGUGAGCGCACGGCGGUAUGAGGUAGAAGACCUGUUUGAGAGAAUUAUCGACAAGCAGAAGCUUCUCAAUAUCUCAGUGGCGCUCAAGAUGCUGCGGGAAAAUGUUUGGACGGGCAGUGUGACAAACACUGCGAGCCCUGCGAGUAAUAUGUCCCCUGCAGAAGAGCCGUGUCGAUAUACACAGAAUCAGUGGGUCAAAAUGUGUUGGAAAGAGCGGCUGCAACUUUGUUCGGCAUAG
Molecule: messenger RNA, 960 nt
Organism: Colletotrichum paranaense
Lineage: Eukaryota; Fungi; Ascomycota; Sordariomycetes; Glomerellales; Glomerellaceae
Exons: 1
Coding region: 1-960 (319 amino acids)
Biological process (GO): positive regulation of transcription by RNA polymerase II
Cellular component (GO): nucleus
Molecular function (GO): transcription cis-regulatory region binding; DNA-binding transcription factor activity
Source: RefSeq, a predicted model, not a curated record